AUAUAUAUAGAUGCAGUUGUUUGUAAAUGGAUCAUAAACUCUCACCUUCUCUUCUCAGGUAACUAAUAUUCGUAAGCAAAAGAUAUGGCCCAAAAGGUGGAAGCACAAGGAGGAAAUGGAGGAAACCAAUGGGAUGAUGGAUCGGAACACGAUGCAGUGACCAAGAUUCAGGUUGCAGCAGGCGGGAGCGGCAUUCAAUACGUUCAGUUCGAUUAUGUCAAGAACGGUCAAACCGUUGAAGCACCUCUUCGCGGUGUCAAGGGCCGUAGUAUCGCAGCUGAUCCGUUUGUGAUUGACCAUCCAGAGGAGCAUCUUGUUUCUGUUGAAGGUUGGUAUGACCCUGCAGGUUUCAUUCAAGGUCUUAAGUUUAAAUCCAACAAGAAGACUUCUGAACUUAUUGGAUACGAUGAUGGUACUCCAUUGACUCUCCAAGUUCGAGACAAGAAGAUCAUUGGCUUUCAUGGCUUCGCCGGAGACAAUCUUCAUUCUCUUGGAGCUUACUUUGCUCCAUUACUAACCUCCACUCCUUCAGUUCCCCCGAAGAAGCUUGAAGCUAAGGGUGGUGAUACAGGGGCUGUGUGGGACGAUAGUGCUCACGACAAUGUUAAAAAGGUGUAUGUAGGACAAGGCCAAGAUGGUGUAGGAGCCGUCAAGUUUGAAUACACAAAUGGUUCUCAGGUGGUUAUUGGAGUUGAACAUGGGAAACCUACAAUGCUUGGCUACGAAGAGUUUGAGCUUGAAUCAGAUGAGUACAUUACAUCCGUGGAAGGCACUUAUGACAAAAUCUUUGGGACUGACAGUGCAAUAGUGACUAUGCUUACGUUCAAGACAAACAAGAACAAAACAGCUGGACCCUUCGGGCUUGAAGGUAGCACACCGUUUGUAUUCAAGGAGGAAGGUUACAAGAUUUCCGGGUUCCAUGGACGAGCUGGUGAGGUUGUUCAUGCUAUCGGAGUUUACUUAGCUCCAGUAGGCACCAUCCCUUUGACUCCUGCAGAACCAACCAAGAAGCUAGAAGCAGCUGGUGGUGAUGGAGGAACUUCAUGGGAUGAUGGUGUUUACGAUGGCGUUAGAAAAGUGUCUGUAGGACAAGCCCAAGAUGGUGUUGGAGUGGUUAAGUUUGUGUAUGACAAAGGAGCUCAGGUUGUUGUAGGAAAUGAACAUGGAAAAACUACAAUGCUUGGAUUUGAAGAGUUUGAGCUUGACUAUCCAAGUGAAUACAUCACGGCAGUGGACGGCACCUACGAUAAAAUCUUUGGGAGUGACUCAGCGGUCAUUACCAUGCUUAGGUUCCAGACCAAUAAGCAAACAUAUGGUCCCUUUGGGAUGGAAGCUGGCACACCCUUCGUACUCAAAGAGGAAGGCCACAAGAUCGUUGGUUUCCAUGGAAGCGCAAGUGAUCUUCUUCAUAAAUUUGGAGUUCAUGUCCUUCCCAUCACCAACUGAUCAUGGAGAUCUUAAUUUGUCACACUUUGUGUCUCUCUCUUGAUGGUCUUUGAAAUUUGAAUAAGGUGAUUCUACAUUCUCUGGUUUCUGUUUGUUUCCUUCGUCAGUGUUUCAAGUCUUUUCUCUUGAUUUGUGUUGUUGUUUUGUGUUUGAUAGAUUUGUGAUCCAUCUUGAUAAAGGAAGUUUGUUCAAAUUAUU
This is a messenger RNA of Eutrema salsugineum, 1644 nucleotides long. Its product is annotated as PYK10-binding protein 1. The record is from RefSeq and is a predicted model, not a curated record. Gene Ontology annotation, molecular function: carbohydrate binding. Lineage: Eukaryota; Viridiplantae; Streptophyta; Magnoliopsida; Brassicales; Brassicaceae. The coding region runs from base 85 to 1446 and encodes 453 amino acids. The transcript is spliced from 5 exons.